Messenger RNA from Prorocentrum cordatum, 339 nucleotides. Lineage: Eukaryota; Dinophyceae; Prorocentrales; Prorocentraceae. The record is from the annotation of a GenBank genome assembly.
AUGGCCCCUGCGGAGAGCGAGGAAGGCCGGGAGGGGCUGGGGCUCCUGUCGCGGGCCGUCACUGGGCGCCCCGCCGAGCCCACGGCCGCCAGCCAUGGGCCGCCGGAGCUCGUCGGGCUCGAGGUCGCCCUCGCGCAGGCGGAGGUCGGCUUCCCCGCGGUCGCCGUCGCGGCGAAGGAGGUCGCCCUCUGGGAAGCGAUCUCCGCCACCCAGGAAGAGGUCGCCCUCUGGGAAGCGGUCACCGCCAAAGAACAGGUCAACGUCGCGCAAGAGGUCCCCCUCUCGCAGGAGGUCGCCAUCUCGCAGGAGGUCUGCUUCCAGGAGAUCGGCGUCGCGUAA